Molecule: messenger RNA, 732 nt
Organism: Necator americanus (New World hookworm)
Lineage: Eukaryota; Metazoa; Nematoda; Chromadorea; Rhabditida; Ancylostomatidae
Exons: 1
Coding region: 1-732 (243 amino acids)
Source: RefSeq, a predicted model, not a curated record
AUGGACAUUAUCGACGAGGAAUAUGACCGGUUCGUUGAACAUCUUCACGACUGCACGAAGAAGGCUGAGAGUUCUAAAACCACCAAGAGAUGCCUGUCUCUUGGAAUUCUUGGGCUGAUACGCCAGCAUGGAGCAGUACGAGCCGCAGGGAAACAAGAACUCUCGUACGAGUUCGCAAGGCUUUGCAGAGAGGCGAUAGAGGAGGACCUUAAAGAGAGAAGGGCAGAAGUGCUGGCUGAAGCUGCAGAGGCGGGGAAAAGCAUCCACUAUGCCCGUCGAGACUUCGCCAGUCGCAAGACAAGGACGACUGCUCUCCGGAGCCCGGAGGGAACAACAGUUGCAUCGAUAAGGGAGAUGGAGAAAAUCAUCUACGAUUUCUACUUUGAUCUCUUUGACAGUCAUGUCCACUUGCCUCCUCGCCAUCUAAGGGAAGACAGACAUGUCAUUCCAGAGGUUCUCCCGUCCAAAAUACGAUAUGCUAUCAUGUCGGUAAGAAAUCGUACGGCACCCGGUCCCGACAGAAUAAGACCAGAACAGCUGAAGAACCUUCCGCCAGUAAUCAUCAACACCUUGGCAGAGCUCUUUACACGUUACCUGUCGGAAUGCAAGGUUUCUAAACAGUGGAAGACCAGCAAGACCGUGUUGCUGUAUAAAAGGGGAGAUCCACAUGACAUCGGCAACUAUCGCCCAAUCUGCUUACUGUCCGUCAUCUACAAGCUCUUUACAGAGUGA